GCUCCAGUCCUCGAGCUCCUCCCACCACCGGCCAGUUUAGAUCGCUUGUUUUCCAGUGCAUUUCCUCAUUAUUCACGCAGUGUUUGUCCAGCUCUCCCUCGACACACACUCAACAUGUUUGUCUUUGCGUUAUUUUCCGCGACCACCUGGACUUUACUGUGUCUCUGUUUCACCCUGCUUUUACUGUAUAGCACAUGGCCGUACAGGAUUUUCAAAAAACUGGGAAUACGCGGACCAAGACCUCUGCCUUUUAUUGGGACAAUGCACCAUUUCAGAAAGGGAAUCAUUUCUUUUGACCAGGAGUGCAGAGCCAAGUAUGGAGACGUCUGGGGGUUGUUUGAAGGGCGAUCACCAUGUAUAAUGGUGGCGGACCCUGAGAUAAUUAAAACUGUGUUGGUGAAGGAGUGCUACUCUACUUUUACCAACCGCAGGGAAAAUAUAAUAGAGGGACCAAUGGAUGAUGCAAUUACAACAGUGAAAGAUGAAAGAUGGAAAAGAAUACGGAGCACUUUGUCACCGUGCUUCACCAGCGGACGACUGAAACAGGUGUUUCCCAUCGUUGCUCGCUAUGCAGACCGACUCACUGAAAAACUUGGACAGACAAAUUUGGAUGAACCCGUCGAUGUCAAACAAUUCAUGGCACCUUAUAGUUUAGAUGUUGUGACCAGCGCAUCUUUCAGUGUCGAGGCAAACUCCAUCAACAAUCCAGAGGACCCCAUUGUUGUUCAUAUCAAGAACAUUCUUAACUUCAAAAUGUGGCUCUUCUUUGUUAUAUUGACAUUUCCCUUUGCUGCACGUGUACUAAAGCUCCUGAAGAUUGAUUUGAUGUCCAAAACCAGUAUGGAUUAUUUCUACAACAUCAUCAAGAAAUUUAAAGAUGAGCAUCGUGCAGAGGAAUCUAAUCGACCAGACUUCCUGCAGGUGAUGGUUCAGAGCGAGAUACCAGAAACAGACAUAAAGAGUGAACAGGACCAGCCAAGCAAAGGUUUGACUGAGCACGAGAUCCUUUCCCAGGCUUUUGUUUUCAUCUUUGGUGGCUAUGAAACCACCAGUGUCACUCUCACUUACAUCCUCUACAAUCUGGCCACCAACCCUGAUGCGAUGCAGACAUUACAGGAGGAAAUCGACGCCAGUGUACCGAAAGAUGCUCCCAUUUCAUACGACCACGUGGUUGGUCUUCAGUACCUGGACCAGGUUAUUUGUGAGUCAAUGCGUUUGACUCCCACUGCGCCUCGGCUUGAGAGGAUGUGCAAAAAAACUGUCCAGGUCCACGGAGUCACUAUCCCUGAAGGAACGCUGGUUGGGAUUCCUGUGCACAUGUUACACAUGGACCCAAACUACUGGAGCUCACCUGAGCUUUUCAGGCCAGAGAGGUUCAGUAAAGACAGCGGGGAGGAGGUGAAUCCAUACGUGUACAUGCCGUUUGGGCUCGGUCCUCGUAACUGCGUUGGGAUGCGCUACGCUCUCCUCACCAUGAAGAUGGUUCUCGUCCGUCUCCUGCAGAGUUACAAUGUGGAAACAUGCAGAGACACCGUGAUCCCGCUGGAGUUUAACGCGUUUUUCCAGCCGACAAAACCAGUAAAACUCAAGUUUGUUCGCAGACAACAAUAAUCCAGAGGGGAGCAGCUCUACGUAUGACUCACUUAUGAACUCCUUUAUUCACUCUUUUUUUAAAGUUGUUCUUAUGUGUGAAAGCUGCUGGCGGGAAAGCAUUUAAAGUUUCUAUGUUAUGUUUGUACACUGACAUUCAUAAAUCCAGUACUUAACCCUUUAAAAUCUACAUCGAUAUCAGCUUUCUUGUGUUGCGUUGAGAUGCCUUCAGAAGCAUUUAAACCUUUGAAAUCUGAGCAGCUUGGUUUGUUUUC
Messenger RNA from Plectropomus leopardus (leopard coralgrouper), 1865 nucleotides. RefSeq names its product cytochrome P450 3A30-like. Lineage: Eukaryota; Metazoa; Chordata; Actinopteri; Perciformes; Serranidae. Gene Ontology annotation, molecular function: steroid hydroxylase activity; iron ion binding; oxidoreductase activity, acting on paired donors, with incorporation or reduction of molecular oxygen. The record is from RefSeq and is a predicted model, not a curated record.